Molecule: messenger RNA, 2007 nt
Organism: Helianthus annuus (common sunflower)
Lineage: Eukaryota; Viridiplantae; Streptophyta; Magnoliopsida; Asterales; Asteraceae
Product: T-complex protein 1 subunit gamma
Exons: 13
Coding region: 114-1784 (556 amino acids)
Biological process (GO): protein folding
Cellular component (GO): chaperonin-containing T-complex
Molecular function (GO): ATP binding; ATP hydrolysis activity; ATP-dependent protein folding chaperone
Source: RefSeq, a predicted model, not a curated record
ACUGCGAAGUGCUGCAACCGUUGUUCUCUCUCUCUCUCUCUCAGCUCCAAAAGAAGGCGAAGGAGAAACCCUAGACACCUUCGAGAACUGAUCCCUAGGGUUCUUACUACACUAUGCAAUCACCGGUUCUCGUUCUCAAGGAUUCUCUCACUCGUGAAUCUGGAAGUAAGGUGCAUCAUGCAAAUAUUCAAGCUUCAAAGGCCGUGGCUGAUAUUAUUCGAACCACUUUGGGUCCAAGGUCGAUGCUAAAGAUGCUUUUAGACGCUCAAGGAGGAAUUGUGGUCACUAAUGAUGGGAAUGCCAUUUUGCGGGAGUUGGAUAUUGCUCACCCUGCUGCAAAGUCCAUGAUUGAACUAAGCCGCACACAGGAUGAGGAAGUUGGUGAUGGAACUACAUCAGUCAUUGUUCUUGCUGGUGAGAUGCUUCACGUUGCAGAAGCUUUCAUUGACAAGAAGUAUCAUCCUACAGUUAUUUGCCGAGCUUACAUCAAGGCUCUUGAGGAUGCUCUUGCUGUGUUGGACAAAAUCUCCAUGUCUAUUGAUGUGAAUGACCGUUCAAUGAUGCUGGGUUUGGUUAAGAGUUGUAUCGGCACAAAAUUUACCAGUCAAUUUGGGGAUCUGAUUGCAGAUCUAGCACUCGACGCAACAACUACAGUCGGUGUGGACCUAGGCCAAGGAAUACGAGAAGUGGAUAUUAAAAAAUACAUUAAAGUCGAGAAAAUCCCCGGUGGCCAAUUAGAAGAUUCCAAAGUCCUCAAAGGCGUUAUGUUCAACAAAGAUGUCGUCGUCCCCGGAAAAAUGAAACGAAAAAUUAUAAACCCGCGUAUCAUAUUACUAGAUUGCCCUUUAGAAUACAAAAAGGGUGAGAAUCAAACAAACGCCGAAUUAGUACGAGAAGAAGAUUGGGCCAUACUCUUAAAAAUGGAAGAAGAAUACAUAGAAAACAUUUGCGUACAAAUACUUAAAUUCAAGCCUGAUUUGGUGAUAACCGAAAAGGGGCUUAGUGAUUUGGCGUGUCAUUAUUUCAGUAAAGCCGGAGUUAGCGCGAUUAGGAGAUUGAGGAAAACCGAUAAUAACCGGAUUGCGAAAGCGUGUGGGGCGGUUAUUGUGAAUCGGCCCGAUGAACUUCAAGAAUCGGAUGUUGGGACUGGUGCUGGGCUUUUUGAGGUUAAAAAGAUUGGUGAUGAGUUUUUUUCGUUUAUUGUGGAUUGUAAAGACCCGAAAGCGUGCACGAUUCUUCUUCGAGGUGCCAGCAAGGAUCUUUUGAAUGAAGUUGAACGGAACUUGCAGGAUGCAAUGUCAGUUGCUAGGAACAUCCUGAAGCAUCCGAAACUUGUUCCCGGUGGUGGUGCAACUGAGUUAACUGUUUCCGCUACCCUGAAGCAGAAGAGCUCGUCGAUAGAAGGCAUUGAGAAGUGGCCUUAUGAAGCCGCAGCCGUAGCGUUUGAAGCUAUACCACGAACAUUGGCACAGAACUGUGGUGUCAAUGUCAUUAGAACCAUGACUGCUCUUCAGGGAAAGCAUGCAAAUGGUGAGAAUGCCUGGACAGGUAUAGAUGGCAAUUCAGGUGAAAUUGCUGAUAUGAAAGAACUAAAGAUUUGGGAUGCUUAUAACGUGAAGGCGCAGACCUUUAAGACAGCCAUCGAAGCUGCUUCUAUGCUUUUAAGAAUCGAUGAUAUCGUGAGUGGAAUCAAAAAGAGGCAAGCUCCUGGAUCUAACCAACCAUCAAAACCCACUAUUGAGACCGAAGGGGAUGCUGAUAACGAGCAGAUGAUUCCCGAGUGAUGAAACAUUUUAAUGUAGUUUCAUUAAACACGUUUUCUCUUGAUUCAUUUUUAAUUUCUUAUGUGCUUUCAUUAUUACCACUCGACUGCCCGAAAUUUUGGUCCGUUAUGCUAAGUUUUGUUUCUUCUCUUUUGACCAUUUUUUCAUUCCUAGUAUGUGCUGUUUGUUUUGUACUAUUGACAUUGUAUAUUAGUUAAGAGGUAGCAGUGUGUAUCCAAAGUAA